CGGCCUCCCCGGAGCCCGGGCCCCGGCGCUCCCCAUUGGAGCAGGCGGGCGUGACGCGCGGGGCCGCGGCUGGCUAUUUGAGGCAGGAGGCGGAGGGAAGCCGACACACACACACACGGUGGGGGCAGCGCACACGCGUGAGGACACGGGCGCCCGGCCCCGCUGCUGGCUGAAGCCGCCGGGCUGCAGAACCACAAGCGCGCAGGGAGGCGGCCCCAAGGGCAGCGCCCGCUGAUCGCCGGGGAGACGGGCCGAGCGGCCCUGGCCUUUCAGCUGCGCGGGACGCGGACCCUCACCCCGGCCCCGUGGGCAUCUGCUCGGAGCGGGACUGAAUCUGGGAAAGUUUUGUUCCGCAGGCAGCGCGGCGGGAUUUACAGCAGCCGCUCCCUCCCGUGGUGGGGACUGGACACCGCGGGCAGGGGUUGUUCGGCCCUUGUUUAAAUACUGGGGCUGGGAACUUGCUGGUCUCCCUGCAGAUGUUUAACCCUUGCCCGGAAGAAGGAUCCGAGUCGCCUUUCAAAGAGGAUCCAAUGGUUGGCAGCAGCUCAGCGCGGGCUGGGCUUUAACUCUUGGAGGCUUUCUGGAUUGACUCUGCUGCUCCUCCUUUUGGGGAAACUCUUUGCCUGUAUCCCUCCUGGGGUCUUCCUUUGCAACCCUGCCUGUGGUCUUGAGGCUGGGAUCUUCAAGCAAAGAGACCUUAAAGAAGUCCAAAAAGAGCGUGAGGUCAAACGGCAAGGGGCCAGCAUGCUAUGAGAUAGUGCCCCUGUCCCUGAAGAAGAAGAUGGCUGCAGAGCUUUACCCUGCCAGUGCUAACACCAAUAUUGCAAACAGUAAUAACGCUGCUGCUGCCACUGUCGCUGCUGCUGCCAAUAGCAAGAAAAACGCCCUUCAGCUUCAGCAGAGUGCCCAGCCGCCGCCACCACCGCAACUGCAAAACCUGAACAACAACAAUUUGGAGAGCUCCAACUGGCAGUCCUUCCACCCCACCCUGCGGGAGAGGAACGCAUUGAUGUUCAAUAACGAACUUAUGGCUGAUGUACAUUUUAUCGUAGGCCCCCUGGGGGCAUCAAAGAAAGUUCCUGCCCAUAAGUAUGUUUUGGCAGUUGGUAGCUCUGUCUUCUAUGCUAUGUUUUAUGGUGAUCUUGCAGAGGUCAGAUCUGAAAUCCAUAUACCAGAUGUGGAACCUGCAGCCUUUCUAAUCUUAUUAAAGUAUAUGUAUAGUGAUGAAAUUGACCUGGAAGCUGACACAGUGCUUGCUACUCUGUAUGCUGCCAAGAAGUAUAUCGUCCCAGCCUUAGCAAAGGCUUGCGUCAAUUUUCUGGAGACUAGUUUAGAGGCUAAAAAUGCUUGUGUUCUGCUGUCUCAGAGCAGACUCUUUGAGGAGCCAGAAUUGACGCAGCGCUGCUGGGAAGUAAUUGAUGCUCAAGCAGAAAUGGCAUUGAAGUCAGAAGGCUUCUGUGAAAUUGAUCAACAAACACUAGAGAUCAUUGUAACCAGGGAAGCACUAAACACUAAGGAGGUGGUAGUUUUUGAGGCUGUUCUUAAUUGGGCAGAGGCUGAAUGCAAAAGACAAGGCCUACCAAUUACACCAAGGAACAAGAGGAAUGUAUUAGGAAAAGCUUUAUAUUUGGUGCGGAUUCCAACUAUGACUUUGGAGGAGUUUGCCAAUGGAGCUGCUCAAUCUGACAUCCUUACCCUUGAGGAAACGCAUAAUAUAUUCUUAUGGUAUACAGCUGCAAAUAAACCCAAGCUAGAAUUUCCACUGACAAAAAGAAAAGGACUUGUACCUCAAAGAUGCCAUCGAUUUCAAUCCUCCGCAUAUCGUAGUAACCAAUGGAGGUACAGAGGUCGCUGUGACAGUAUCCAAUUUGCUGUAGAUAAAAGGAUAUUCAUAGCCGGACUAGGCUUGUAUGGAUCAAGCUGUGGUAAAGCUGAAUACAGCGUCAAAAUUGAACUUAAGCGUCUAGGAAUUGUUCUUGCUCAAAAUCUGACAAAGUUUACCUCUGAUGGAUCCAGUAAUACUUUCUCUGUGUGGUUUGAACACCCUGUGCAGGUUGAGCAAGACACAUUUUACAACGUAAGUGCCAUUCUUGAUGGCAAUGAACUUAGUUAUUUUGGGCAAGAGGGAAUGACUGAAGUACAAUGUGGAAAAGUAACAUUCCAAUUCCAGUGCUCCUCAGACAGUACCAAUGGAACUGGAGUACAAGGAGGACAAAUACCUGAACUCAUUUUCUAUGCAUGAUGCAUUUCACUUUGAUUGUAUUCCAGUACUGCUAUUCACGCUAAAGGAUGUUUUGAUUACCACAAACCUCUACAGCAGUGUGGAAUGUUACACUACUUACUUAUCUACUACAUCAGGCUAUCAAAAUAAGUGAAGGAAUGCUCUUGAAUUUAAUCUUAUUUUAUUUAUUCAUAAGAUAUUUGACUUAAUUAAACCUGCAACAUGCAGAAAAAUGUUAAAUUCUGCACGUAAUGUGCAUUUAUUUUGUAUAUAGAUAACUAACUUGCAGACUGCAGCUGACGCAAGCAGGAUGUUCUAAACUAGAGCAGUUUAUGAAUCUGUGAAAUAUAAAACAUUUUUACUUGCCCUAAAA
This is a messenger RNA of Malaclemys terrapin pileata, 2594 nucleotides long. It is a transcript of the gene BTBD6, whose product is annotated as BTB domain containing 6. The transcript is spliced from 5 exons. NCBI's taxonomy places the organism in Eukaryota, Metazoa, Chordata, Testudines, Emydidae. Gene Ontology annotation, cellular component: cytosol. Gene Ontology annotation, biological process: neurogenesis. Gene Ontology annotation, molecular function: protein binding. The coding region runs from base 782 to 2242 and encodes 486 amino acids. The record is from RefSeq and is a predicted model, not a curated record.